AUGAGCCUAAACGGUACCCACACUCUAGAUGAAUUGUUAGCCAGUGUUUUACCUCGAGGUCACGAUUUCGAAUUACUUCACUUGCAAGAUGAACCAGCACAAACGCACGACAUUGUAACUCCAAUGCCAACGACUCAAGAACGUGCCGAUACCCUUACAGUUAAGAUACAGCAUUUUUUUACUCUUUUCCAUAAUAAAAAGGCUGUGUUUGCGCUGGAAAUAUACGUCUAUUUGACUUUAUCCUCCCUUCACAAUACGAAACUGAUUUUUGUCUCCAAAGCUGAUACAAGUGGGUACUGUGAUAUCAAGCUCCGUAUGGGAGACAUCACAAAGGUGUUUCUACAGUACUUGAUAUCUGUGGAUCCGCUACAUUAUUUGCGUAAAGUGAAGCCCUUGCGGAGGGUCAAUGAUCACGAUGAGUCGUUAAUUCGGAAGGGUACCUCUGUAGAGAGAAGCUUACGGAUCCUAGCUGUAAGAGUAGAUUUAUCUCCACAUCCAUGCCAGAAUACAGACAAGUUUUAUAUUACAAGAAAUGAUGUUGGCGGAGAUACGAAUUGGGUGACCAAAAUUUGCCUGUUCACGAGACCAGCUGAUGAUUAUCUAUUCAUUGGAUCCUCCAAGAACGCUAAAAAGCACAAAUUAAACGGGGAUCAAUUGUUGAAAUGGUGGAUGAAGAUUAUAGAUGGGUUAGUGUGCACUGACUUUGAUCCGAAUAAUGUCUCGGCAAGAUUGAGAGUCCCAGGGGAAGACACAGGGAGAGUCAGUAGAACUUACUUGAAUGGAGAUUUGACCCAAUCCAAUAAUUGGCAAGUAGGUGAUAUAUUUGGUGGUACUGGGAAUGAUUUGGCUGUGUUCCACGUUCCCUUGUUCCCUGAUGAUCCUAAAUCAAGAUUUAUACGACAUUUAGUACAAGAGAAUAGAAUAAUGAAGACUAAUUUGAAGACGUAUUGGAUGGAGUUGCAAGAACGUCAAGAGUUCAAACUAAGUGUCAUUGUAUCCGUCAUUGGUGUGGAGGGACAUACGAAGAAGAUUCCUGAUUACCUUCCAAACGAUAGGGAGAUCUUCAUAUGCUCCUCUAGGAGACAAUUUAGAUAUAUACGAAGUUAUGUAGCAGGUGAAGAAUACGAUAAUGAGGAGGGAACAUUGGAGUCAUACGUAAACGUUCGAGAUUACCUUGAACUCCGAUAUUCAAAGAAGCUACUCAAACUUUCUGGUACGAGAGAACCAGAGAUUAGGAAACCAGUAGUGGCCUCUACAACGAAGAGGAGUGCCAUCCCUGUAACAUUGCUUCAACCAAGAAAGAAAGCGAAACCCGCUAAGUGA
Molecule: messenger RNA, 1323 nt
Organism: Naumovozyma castellii
Lineage: Eukaryota; Fungi; Ascomycota; Saccharomycetes; Saccharomycetales; Saccharomycetaceae
Gene: RTT109
Product: H3 histone acetyltransferase RTT109
Exons: 1
Coding region: 1-1323 (440 amino acids)
Source: RefSeq, a predicted model, not a curated record